AUGAUGAAGCUAUCUACAGCCGACUUCUCCCGGGCCUUCAAUACGGCGGUCAACUGGGCACAAGCAAAUGGGAAGUUCACCGGAACUAAGGUAUCAAUGUCCCUGACACGCUGGAAGCGUGACAUGAUGGAUAUGUUCGAGGGACUUUGCGUAACGGAUGAGAGAGACCGGUUCAAGUUAGCCAGUGCAACGAUUUCACCAGAGCUACGGGAUGCCUGGGCGUCAUACCAGGAUAGUCACAAUACGGGCGUCGUAAAUGAAACGAUGAAGCUACAGGACUCCUUCUCCGACCUGUAUGAUUUCCUCGACUCUCGGGAGGCAGCAUCUGGAGAUUCAGUGAUUGCGCUGAGCAAGUUACAGCAGCUGACACUUGCUGAAGGUGCUGAGUCGACAAACGAGUUCAACACACGUUUCGACCAACUGGCGCGCCAAGCAGGGAUUAAGAGCGAUGCACUACUAGCUGACCAGUAUGUCCUAUGCUUACCGUUGGCAAUGCGGACCUCUGUUAUGCGGAGCUCGGACAAGUCUCUCAUCAGUAGGAAGGCGGCCGCACUCCAAGAACUACAGUUUGCUCGCCACUCUGCAACCACGCACAACACUACAAGGUCGAGCAUCACAGGCUCAGCCACGGAUGGUGAGCCUAUGGAGGUGGACAACUUGAAGGUGCGCGCAGCGAAGACCCGCUCACAGAAAACCAUGGGAUAUCGUGGAGGCUCAAGUAUGCUAUUCGACCGCGUUAAAGGCUGGGUGACAUAUGACGAGUUCACUGCACGCCUGAAGGCACGCAAGUGCAUCGCAUGUGGCCAUGAGGGACACAUACUUCGCCAGUGUGAUGUAGCUCGCCAAAAGGGUGCAACAGGCAACAAGAACACAGCACGAGUCAACCAGCUCAAUAUGAAGAAUGGUAACGAGUCUGAUGACUCAUUCUCAGGGAGCCCCUUGGGAAAAGAGUAG
Linderina pennispora is the source of this 954-nucleotide messenger RNA. RefSeq lists its product as uncharacterized. The coding region runs from base 1 to 954 and encodes 317 amino acids. NCBI's taxonomy places the organism in Eukaryota, Fungi, Kickxellomycota, Kickxellomycetes, Kickxellales, Kickxellaceae. The transcript has a single exon. Gene Ontology annotation, molecular function: nucleic acid binding; zinc ion binding. The record is from RefSeq and is a predicted model, not a curated record.